Messenger RNA from Bacillus rossius redtenbacheri, 2000 nucleotides. RefSeq lists its product as uncharacterized. NCBI's taxonomy places the organism in Eukaryota, Metazoa, Arthropoda, Insecta, Phasmatodea, Bacillidae. The transcript is spliced from 3 exons. The record is from RefSeq and is a predicted model, not a curated record. The coding region runs from base 649 to 1191 and encodes 180 amino acids.
GAAAAUAGCAUUGAAUCUUAUGAGGUUAACGCGGGUUGCGUAGUGCCCCUGAAACACUGGAGUGGCCUCUUAAGUGUGUCGGAGCACACGGCCGAUGGUUCAGCGUGAAACGUCUACGGCAGAGAGUCGCUCGUAGCGUGUUGGACCGAAGGGUGAAGGGAAAGCGACACCAUGACUGCGGCAGAGCGCCGCGCCUACUUGAUGUUCCAGAAACCCGUCUCGCUGGCUCGUCGCCUGACGUAGAGGCACCUGUGCGUGGCCCACAGCCUCCUCUAUAAGCAUAUGCGUGAUCCGUGUGUUCAGCCGGCUCUUGCGCGGCCUGAGGCCGGAAAACUGCAUUUUAAAAGUUUUUACAAAGAAAAUCUGCCUGAAGGACACUAAGGGCCGGUUUCACCAACAGAGAUAAACUUAAUGGAAAAUCGAGAUAUUUUUAUCGAGAUAAAAUGUUAAACUUGAAUUUUAAUCGCGAUGAUCUUGUGUCCGUUUCACCACGACUUAUCCUCUUCCCAGAUAAUCGAGAUAAUAAUAUCUCGAUAUUCAUUAUAAAAUCCCGAUUUUCUUUUUGAAAUCUCGAUGUUCGGAAGAAAAGUAAACAAAUAUCGCGAGUAGGUUUGUUGUUAUUCAAGUCGUGUAGCGAUAAUAAAGAUAAUGGAAGCUAAAGAAAACACUUGUUCCGCCAAAAAACCACGAAAUAAGAAUUUAUCACCAGAAGAAAAAAUGGUUUUGUUAGAUUUGGUGACAGAACAUUUUAACAUAAUUGAAAAUAAGCGCACGGAUGCAGUAACACAACAGAACAAAUUGAAACAGUGGCAAAUUAUUGCAAGUAGUUUCAACUGUGUGUCAGGAGUUCAUCACAGAUCUGCAGAUAACCUGAAAUCUGUUUGGGAAAAUCUGAAGAAGACGACACGGAAACAGUAUGCAGACGAAAAAGUUCAGAUGGUAACUGGGACAGGUGGAGGACCCCCCACAAAGUGUACAAAUGACCCUAUUUUGGGCCGCGUAUAUACUUUAAUAAAACCUGUAGUUAAAGGACACAAUAAUAUCUUUGACUCAGACUCAGAUGCAGUAAUGGUCAAUACAUUACAAUGCAUAAGUGAAUCAAACAACACAGAAGAAAAUGCAGUCGUAGAGCUGGAAAUAGGUUCGAUGGUGGACAUUGCUACCCUGGAGACUCAAACUAGUGUAAAGUAGCAGACAUUACAAAGCAGUUUAAAAUGUUAAUAACAUUAAUGUAACAAAGAAACUUAACAGUACGAUGAAUGUUUACAUUUUUCACAUAACAGUGUCUUCUUUUUUUUUUCAGCAGACACUUCUUAAUGGAGACUGGUCCCACUACACUCCCUCAAUGCUCAGAGGCCCCAUAUGUCCUGCUCUUGUACCACAAAAUAAUGCCAGUUCAACAUCAUCAGUUUCACCAGUGAUAUUCCCUUGUGUCAAAGAAACGGUUAUGGUAAGCACUGAGCAAGGCAACUGUGAAAGUACUUCAAGAGACCAUAUUCCCGAUAAUAGUAACAAUGUUGCAAAAUCAGUCCUUGAGUGUCAGUUGCCAAACAUCGCGGGGAAGUCUUCCUGGACUCAGAGACGGCGGCCAAAAUUGCAGUCCAGCAAGAACAAUGAAAUAAGUGCCCUCCAUAAAGCUAAAAUUGAACUAAUUGAAUUAUGUAAUAAAUAUGCAACAGAAGAAAAUGAAGCUAUGAAAGAACUGCGUCAAGUGAGAUUGCAACAAGAACAAGAAAGGCUGAAUCAUGAAAAGCUACAGACUGAAUUUAUGACUCUACAGAUUAAAAAACUAAAGAAAGAAUUGGAUGGUUUAUAAUUUUAUGUUUUAUGUAAUUUGUAUACAAUUGUUCUUUGUAACUCUAUUUACAAUGAGCAUUUCAAAGCGUCUGAUUUCGUAUAUUUGUAAUGAAACCUAGUUGUAUUGAAAAUCAUUAUCUAUAUAUAUUUUGUUAUUGUGGCAUUACUAAUUAUUUGACUAAUAACAAUUAUACAUAAAACCA